Molecule: messenger RNA, 1458 nt
Organism: Ostreococcus tauri
Lineage: Eukaryota; Viridiplantae; Chlorophyta; Mamiellophyceae; Mamiellales; Bathycoccaceae
Product: Beta-propeller repeat TECPR
Exons: 1
Coding region: 1-1458 (485 amino acids)
Source: RefSeq, a predicted model, not a curated record
AUGGCGGCGUACGGUGCGGCGCCGAUCGAGGCCGGACGCGUCGACGGCGGCGUCGACGGCGCGCGCGGGAAGGGCGAUUCGACGACGACGUGGCGGCGACGCGCGGGCGUCGUCGUCGCCGCGGCCGCGGUGAUGCUCGGCGCGGUGUCGUGCGCGCGAUCGUGGCGACUCGGCGGGAGGACGAUGGUCCGCACGCGGUUCGCGGUGGACGUCGGGUGCAUCACCAAAGACGCGAUCGAUGCGCACUGGCCAGAGUUUUUUCAGCACGACAUUACGGGCGCCGAGGUCAUUCUCAGGGGGAAGCCGCCGUUUGAAUUCGGUGGGACGAACCGGGACGUGGGGAACAUCCCGCUCACGCAAGAGGGGUUUUCGGCGAUUUAUUCAACCGUGAUGGAUGUGAAAUUGGGGGAACAGUACGGGUUCGCCCUCGUCAACGCCGCCGGCGAGCGCAUGUUCGAACUCGGACACAGUCGACAUUUUAAGCACAUCCAUCGACCGGUACUGAGCGAAGGGUCGUGUGUGGCCGAGGUUAAAGCUGGAGGAGCGGUGUAUCGAAACCGGCAAGUGCCGACGCGACGAAGUCAAAUCACGCUCAACGCCAACGGCGAGUACGAAGCUACGGGAACGUGGGGAUCGUGCGUCGGCGCGAAAUGUCCCGUCACGGUCAAGCUCAUCGCAACCGUCGAAGGAGCUGGAGAUAACGUGUACGGCAUCGAAGAACAAAAGGCGAUGAAAGAAAUCUGGAAAAAGUACAAGGGACACUUUUCCAUCGUCAGCGCCGGCGUCGAAAACACUUGGGGGCUUGACACGGUCACGAAAAAACUCGCGUGGACGAGAAACGCGGAUUUAAACCCAUACAGCGACGCAAACUGGAAAUACGUCACGAACGCGAAUGCCGGAGGCAGUGGAUCCAUCGUAGAUUUCGACGCUGGUUACGAUGACGUGAUGGGCGUCACUUCAGACGAUAAAGUGUGGCAACGUCCCGUCAGCGGUGCCAACCAGUGGACUCCCGCGGGACACGAAGGAAGUAGACUGGUACAAACCACCUUGGGGCGCACGCACGUCUGGGGUGUCAACUCCGGUGGUAACUUGUAUCGCAGCCCCCUUCCUAUGCAUUCUCAGUCUGAGUGGGCUGGUGAAAUCACAGCCGUCACAAAGCAAGUCGAGGUCGGCGACGCGGACUGCUUCGUCUUGUUCACGGACAGCAAAACCCUCAAGAGAAAGCAAGAAAACGGAGGCGGGACGUGGGUGACGAUACUAGACCCCGCGAACAUCCCCGCGGCGGUCGGUGCCAUCGAUCAAGUCGCCGUGGGCGAGACGAGCCUCUGGAUUCUCUCCACCAGCAGAAAACUCUUCUCGUGCAAGCUUCCGUGCAACGGGCCGAGCGACGUGCAACCGGUGCCCGACGCGCCCGCGGGAAUCAUCUCCAUCGACGCCGGCAAGGUGCCGCACCCGUAA